This is a messenger RNA of Chelmon rostratus (copperband butterflyfish), 4286 nucleotides long. RefSeq names its product unc-93 homolog B1, TLR signaling regulator (gene unc93b1). The coding region runs from base 190 to 2082 and encodes 630 amino acids. The transcript is spliced from 13 exons. Gene Ontology annotation, biological process: toll-like receptor 7 signaling pathway; toll-like receptor 3 signaling pathway; intracellular protein transport. Gene Ontology annotation, molecular function: Toll-like receptor binding. Gene Ontology annotation, cellular component: lysosome; endosome. NCBI's taxonomy places the organism in Eukaryota, Metazoa, Chordata, Actinopteri, Chaetodontiformes, Chaetodontidae. The record is from RefSeq and is a predicted model, not a curated record.
GGAAGUGAAAACUUCUGACUUUCGUUUCCUUCGCGAAACUUUUAUUUAUUCCUGCGCCGUUUACGUCGGAAAGAGGAACUAAAAGCUGCAGAGCCGGAACGUGACAGAGGGACACAGGUGGUCCGCGCGCUUCUGUCUCUCAGGUGAACUGACUCUUCUGCCCGCGAGGACCCCCGCGCGAGGAACACGAUGGAGACAUGCAACAGAGAAGACGUGGCCGAGGAUGCUGGCCUGCUUGCAGCUCAGCCUCAUGGCGCCCUAAAUGAGCUGCUGAAUGUGGGGCAAGAAGGCAACACACAGGGCGAGAUGGAAGAGUUUCUUGGCCCGCAGGCAGAGUACAAUGAAGAGGAGGAGGAGAGGAAAUACUACAGGAGGAAGAGGCUGGGAGUCAUCAAGAAUGUUCUCGCAGCCAGUUUUGCAGCCAUGAUUGUGUACAGUGUGUACAUGGGCCUACUGCAGAUGCAGCUGAUCCUCCAUUAUGAUAUGACAUACCGUGAGGUGAAGUACAGCAACCUUGGCCUGGUGGACAUCGACCGGAAGAUGCUGAUGGGCAUCAACGUCACUCCCAUCAUAAGCCUGCUGUACACCCCUAUACUCAUCAGGUUCCUGGGCACUAAGUGGAUGAUGUUCCUGGCUUCGGGAAUCUACGCACUGUUUGUCUCAACCAAUUACUGGGAGCGUUACUACACCUUGGUUCCGUCAGCCGUAGCUAUCGGCGUGGCCAUUGUGCCGCUUUGGGCCUCUUUGGGAAAUUACAUCACGAGGAUGGCGCAGCAGUACUAUGAGUACGUCAACUACAAAGAAGAGCACGUGCAGGAGCAGAAGAAGCUUCCUAAGGGAGCGUGCCACAGCUACAUCAUCGUCUUCCAGUCAGUCUUCAACAUCAUCUUCCAGCUGAGUUUUGUCUUCGCCGAGUUCCCCAUGCUGUUCGUCCUCAACGGCUACCUGCAUGGCAACGAUCACAUUCUCAACAAUGUCAAAACUUGUGGAGCAAACAUCAGUGGAGUGAUCCCGGGCUUCAACACCACCGUGCUGACCAACCUGCCUCGCUCCAUGCUGCUCAUCCAGGUGGAGAGUGUCCUCAUGGGCUUCGCCUUCCUCGCCAUGAUCAUUUUCCUUGUGCUGUGCGGUGCUGCCUACCGUCCGACGGAGGAGAUCGACCUUCGCAGUAUCGGCUGGGGAAACAUCUUCCAGCUGCCGUUCAAACACCUGAGAGACUACCGCCUGCGACUGCUCUGCCCCUUCUUCAUCUACAGCGGGUUUGAAGUGCUGUUUGGGGUCACUGGAUUCUCCCUGUCAUAUGGCGUCUGCGUUUUGGGCCUGAAAAAACUGUGGCUCCUUAUAGUCGUCUAUGGCCUCUCCUCCUCCGUCUUUUCCUCCCUCUCCCUUUGCCUCCUGCGCCUCCCACGCUGGCUGUGUCUGGCGGUGGGUGCUGCUGUGCAUGCGGUGCUGCUGGUGGUCCUCCUGGCGCUGCCUCUGCCCCCUAACAAACCGGAGUAUCUGGGCCCCCUGCUGGUGAUCUCGGCGCUGUGGGGACUCGGCACGGCCCUGAACAAGACGGGCGUCGGCACGCUGCUCGGUAUGCUGUACGCCGAGGAAAAAGAACGUCUGGACUUUGUCUACACCAUCUAUCACUGGUGGCAGGCCAUCGCCAUCUUCAUAGUCUACCUCUGGUCCAACCUGCCAAUGAGGGCCAAGCUCUCCAUCCUGUUGGCCACUUUAUUACUGGCCUGUUACUGUUAUUGGGUGAUGGAGCAUCGUCUGGCCAACAAAGUGCCUUACAGACUGCCUCGCAUCCCUCGGCCACGGCACAAGGUCAAAGGGUACCGCUACCUGGAAGAGGACAACUCAGAUGAGUCAGACUCUGAGAGAAGUGAGGUGGAUGACGAAGAGAAUGAGGAGGAGGAGGACGAGGAGCAUGUGGUGGAGGAGAUUGGAGCAGAAGACAGGGAGGAAGAAGGCCAAGAAGCAGGGGUCCAGGGAGCUGACUCAGACGGAGCCAGGCGGAGAGGGGCCGAGGGUCAACGUCGCAGACGGGACGACACGAAGGAGGGGGAGAGGGAGGACCGUGAGGGAGGGUGAGAGAGGAGGAGAAGGAGGAGAAAAGAGGGGAGGACAGAUCACAGAUGUACAGAAGCGGAAGAGAGAUGAGAUACGCUGGAUGUUGUUGUGUUCAUGACUCCAUUCAUAUUUUUACAGAUAUUUACACUUCAUAUAAUUCUUAUAGACACCAAACAAAAGCUCUAAUUACAUAUUCGACUAUAAUCACAAGAGUGAUCCAGAAGAGAGGCUACAGAAACUGGAAAUACUAUGUGCUAUUUAAUAAUCGGUACAACAAUCUUAAAAGGUAGUGCACACCUGAUAAAACACGUGUCCUACUCAGAGUACGACAAGAACAACCAUGUUUUUUCCAUUGCGGCGCAGUUUGUGGCUCAUAUUUGCAAAAGAUGUUGAUAAUUAUAGACGGCACUGCGAUUGCUUUUGUGCUUCAUCUAGUAGAAACCAUAUUCUGAGGCAUACACUCUGGUUUCAUUUUAUAAAGAGCACUUAUCUGAACAGAAAGAGCUGAAAAUGACAAAGAAAAGAGGAAUUGAUUUUCUGAGUUCAUUCUCAGGGUGAAGUGUGUUUUGAUGGAGUGAUUUUUAGAGAGUCUGGACCUGCUGAAUGUGAACAGCGUAAGCAGCCCUAGCUAUAUUUCUUCUUCAGUCUUUAUGUACCUUCAACCCCUUCAUUUAUGCACAUUUCAAGCUGACUAUAGCUAUUAUCACACAUGUGUCUGUUACCUGAUGUGUUUCUUGUGAGAAGUUAAACAGGAUGUUUGCAUAAGUUUAAUAUGAAUGUGAGUGUAUGUAUGUUUAUGCUUUAAUAUAGCUCAGUAUCCAACAGAUAGGGGCCACCAGUCCUUUAGGGCCAGUCCCACUAAAGUAUGCAUUUUGGUAAACAGUGACCUUAAGUUAUAUAUUACAGGUACUAAUACGUUAAUUACAUUACUAAGACUAGCUAUGUGUUUUAAUAAGUAAUCUACAGGCAUUCAGCCACGAUAGCUGAACGAUGUGAGCUAAAUACUCACAUAGUUCUCAUUACCUGCUGUUAGCAUGCUGGCAUGCUUGCGGAUAUGUGCUAAAUAGCACUAAUCACUGAGUACCGCUGAGGCUGAUGGGAAUGUCCUUAGUUUUGCAGGUUUAUGGGCAAAAACCAACAAAAGUAUUGAAUAAAUUAAAAUUUCAACCUGAUGAUGGAUGAAAAAUGUAUUCUGAGGUGAACAUGAGGUGGACAUCUUGUUGUUCAGACAUUUCGCUUAAAACUACAAGUGUCAACCUGCUGGUGGCGCUAGAGGAAAAGUCAGGUGAUAGCCAUUAGGAUUGUGUUUUAGUUUGUGAUUGUGUGGUAUAGUAUGUGAUAGUCAUUGGGAUUUAUGGCCUGAUGACCAUUAAUAUCUGGACAAAAUUUCACAGCGAUCUGUCCGAGCGCUGGUCCAGAAACCAACAUAAUCAAAGCAAAUAAAGUCAGAUUAUGCUUUGAAACUGCACACGUAUCAGGACGUCGACAUGCCAUUAAAAGUGUAUUUAUUUAAGGCCUCAAAACGUAUUAAAAGCACUUACACACAGUUAUUAUUAGAAAUCAUAUUUCAUCAUGCUGCAGCUAUGCUUGUGCUGAAUUCCUGCUCCUAAUAGGCCUUUUUCAUGAAAGACAUUUUGACGGGUCACAGCAGAAAUGCACAGCUGUACACAGGAAGACAGUUAAUGAUGGCUGGAUUCCAUUUAGCUGCUUCACUUUCAGGCUGCUGGCUCACUGUCACACUGUGAGGGCUUACCGCGACAGCUGAACGGAGCAGAGCCGUUGUUAAUGUUAACAGUGACAGUGACGUCUGCGGUGAAACUGGCCUGCUAAUCGCAACAUGUUUACGAAUUUGGAGGCCUGCUAUUGGAUGAUUUAGUGAUUGUGAGGGAAUGUGUAGAUGUCAUUAUGUACAAAACCUAUAUGCUAUCCUUACUGUACUUUGCUGUGUGUAGCUGUCACUUCACCCUGUCUUUUGUGUUGCUGACCAUUUCCAGUUUCAAGUCCUGUCCUGUUCAGUUGGAAAUCACCUUUUUCUAUGUUUCGUUUGAAUUGGUUUGAACAAAUCUGCUUGAUGUUGCAGUGAUCCCUGUGAAGUUGUUCAAUAAUGUCACGUCAUGUUCCUCUCUUAAACCCUGUGAACUUCUUUGUUGCUGCGUGUAUUCACAUAAUUACACUUUGUACUUCUCUCUUGAUCCCACCUGUACAUACAACCACAGACUGUUGAA